ACCAAGACGAUCUGGGUCACAUGUAGCGCUGCCCCGCGCCAGUCAACCACAUUUUUUUAGCAAUAAUGUGAGGGGUCAAAUCUGUCAUUUCGACACAGGGGUACAGCUCAUCCAUAGCCCACCGGGUCAUGUAGGACGCUCAUAACGAGUUCGUACCCACCAAAGCAGCCGCCCGCGAGUAGCAGCUCAUCUACGGCCAGCCUCCGCCGCCGGUCUUUCUCGUCUCCAGGUCUCCCGUUCAUCGGAGCCGCCGUAGAAUGGAUGAGCACAGCUCGCAGUCCGCCAGCUGUGGCGACCAUGGUGAUGGCGGCGGCAACGACGGUCUGGGCGCAGCAGCCGCUGGGUCUGAUUCCGACUUCGACGGGUCGUCCUCAAGCGCUGUUCCUGCAGAUCCACCCAACCCAACAUCACGCAUCUCCGUGAAGCAUGCAGUGUGUGUGAUCCGGAAGUUUGACGACUACAAGAAGUGGUUGGUGGAGCAGAUUGGAUUUGGCGGUAUGCUGAAGCUGCCAGCCCUGCAGAAGUUGAGUCUGAAGUCGAGCGCUUGGAUUAUGAGUAGAGUUAGCGUCAGCCGCCGGGAGAUCAAGCUGAGGGACAACAAGGUUCUGAUUUUUUUUGCUGAGGAUGUACACAAGGUUUUUGGGAUUCCAUGUGGACAUCGUAGUGUCAAGGGCAGGGAUGCAAGCAUAAAUCCUGAGGCUGUGCAAUUCAUAAAGACAACUCUCCAGAUGAACAGAACCGGUGUUCAUAGUUUGAAGGCAGCUGAAGAUUUUUUGAUGCGCGACAUCAAUGAGAAUUCAAGCAAGUUAGAGAAAGAUUGUUUCCAGAUUGCCUUCGUGAUAUUUGUAAUGGGUCAUGUGCUAGUUCCAUCAACGAAGCACAACUACACGACCAUCGACUUCUGGGGAGCGGUGGCUAGCACUGAGUCCAUAGACCAGUUCAAUUGGUGCGAGUAUGUGCUUCAGCACCUCCUUGACGCAGUCACUAAGCUGAAGAAAGAUAUGUUGGCCAACAAUUUGUCGACCAAUUUAACGGGUUGCCACCUUUUCUUCCAGGUCUUUCUCAUCGACAACCUUGAUCUAGGUGUCUGUAACAAGUCGCACAACGUGCUCCCCAGAAUUGCUGACUUCGACCCCGAGUCGUUCCGUCGAAUGCUCACCAUGGCUGUUGACCCGAUCAAGGGCACUACUUCGUACUCGCAUGCCAAUCUGAGAGAUGCAUCGUCAGUUUGUUAUACGAGACAGAAGUUUCCGCAUUCAGCUCCGUCUUUCGCAACCACCAGUAGGCUUUCAAGGCGGCGUGGAACCCCGGCGGCAGGACACACGAGGAGCACUCCACCCCUAUUGUGUGGUAAUGCAGGCCGCCAAGCUAACCUGAGCGGUCGAACACCAACCGACGGCGCUCCCGGGGCACUUGACUUUGCAAGAUAUCUGCGGGAGAAGUAUCCACACCUAGUACAAGACGAGUUGACUAUGAUUUUAAAACAGCACAACGCGAUGGCCCUCAUGCAUCUAAAUCAAGCAAGCAACUCAAUCCAGCAGGCUUUGUUGCAAGCCAAAAAUGGGCUACAAAUGGACAUGUACAAGUUUUCAGACAAAGUGGUUAACUCAGUCACAAGGCGUUGUGUGUGUUGCCGCGCACGGGGCUUUACUGAGUGUCCGGAGCCAGCGGCUCCAACGAAUUCCAAGUCGGUUCGGUUCAGGACACCUGUGGCAGAAAGAAUUCAGGGACAAAGGCUUGACCUAUCUGGUUGUGAAGCGACAUCGCCUGUUGCACCAGCUGGGCUAUUGCGGAAACGCAUCUUCAACGCAGAGGAUUCUAACUCUACCAGCAAGAAAUCGACACCAGGGUCAUCUCACAAUCUGUUCAAUUACUUCAAGUCAUGCUUAAUGUCAAUCGCUGAAAUGUAUGCAGACCUCCCAGCCAACACGCCUUUAACUGUGUUCGGACAACGUUGCACUAAUCUAGAGAGGCGGAAAUACAUAUUCUAGCAUGGCUUUGCAACUGACCCAUGGGUGAAUGGAGUUGCGCCUCGUCCACCACAUGCGCCAACCACUGAUCUCAUUGUCACCCACUUCUCACAGCUGCCACCGUCGGACUUGCAGAGGCACUACAUCAUACAUGAUAAUCCUAGGUUCGUCCGCGUUUCGGGGAUGGCUAUGCGUGAACAGCUAAUCGGCAUGGAGCAUCUCCACCACGAGCUCAUGUCGCUAAUCAUGAGAAGAUAUUCUCAAUCUGACCAAGAAGCCAACUCAGAAAGCCCAUACAUGAAUUGGAGGCACAACAUGGAACCU
Triticum aestivum (bread wheat) is the source of this 2294-nucleotide messenger RNA. RefSeq lists its product as uncharacterized. The record is from RefSeq and is a predicted model, not a curated record. The transcript has 8 exons. Bases 258 to 1991 code for a protein of 577 amino acids. Lineage: Eukaryota; Viridiplantae; Streptophyta; Magnoliopsida; Poales; Poaceae.